UUGGCGUAUAUAAGGGGGGGGAGAAGGGCGUGGCGCUCUCUCUCUAGCACAACAUGUCUUCCCCCGCCCCCACCUAUGCCAGAAUCCGCUCUCUGUCCCACUGGGCCACCUUCUUCAACCAGCCCGACGGCCUCUUUCGACUUCCCUCCACCCAGGGCGCAGCCAUACAGCAUCUGGAAAUAGAUCUCCGCUUCGUCGCAGACCACCAGGUGGAAACCGUGGACCCCAACCUGCAAGCAGACACCCCCAUCCACCUCCCCAACGUCUGUAUCCUCACUUUCAGAGGCGGAGAGUACGUUCAGGAGGAUGAUCUACGCAUGGAUGCCUUGGCUGAGGUCCUGCUUGCGAUCAACCCGGUUGAAGUGAGGUGGCUCAACGCCACGGAAGAUCCUUCGGAGCAGCUCAGCUUUGCCACUCACCUUGUCCACCCAGCUGUAAUUGCCGCCGGUGAAAAGUGGUCUGCCGCGGGAACUUUGAGAAAACUUGUCAUUCAAGGCGGGUUCCCCUGUCCAAAUCUGACUGCGCCCACCCCCUUCGCACUCACCCCUGCAGCUACACCAUGCCCGUCCCCUGGUCCGGCCCGUACAACCUUUGGUCUCCAGGACGCCUCAUCUAAGCAUCACCCAGCUCCUUUUGUAUCUGGUCUUUCUGCACUGAGCACCAUCAAACCAAAAACAGUUGACGAGGAUCGGCUCAAAGGGAGAGAGGAAAGGAAGAGGCAAGCGGAAUAUACUUUGAAACCGAGGUUCGAAUAUGCAUUCGGAAAGUGGUCUGUGCAAGAGCUCAAGUGGAGGCUUGACGGUCGCUACACGGCCGCUUGUGUUAUUUCCAUCAUUACCCACUUCAUCAAAGCCAUUAGCUCGUCUUUCCCUUCUGCCACCCGUCAUUUUCUUGUCGAUCUUCCAGCUGCCGUCUCCUUCACUUCGAUUCCGGCUGCUGUCAUUCCCGAUCUUCAAUCUCUACCUGAGAAGCUUGAACUUGACAUAAGGGUUCGCGAUUGGCUUUCUGAUGUUGGCUUCGGCUCUCUCGGAGACGCACGCCAUGCUCGCCUUUGGGACCUCCCUGCGCCUGAUGAUGAAAAUGAUCACCGUAAUGGCCUGCGAACCAAGGCUGAAAUGAUCCUCUUAAGGGAUGGCGCGACCAUUGUUACUCUGGAAGAGCUUACCCAGAUCGUAAAAGAUUCCUCGAACGAAAAGGGACGAGGUGAUCGAUCGGCGAUGUCGCCUGCCGAUUCGAUUGCUUCUCUUCUUUCGGGCGUUACCGAGUCACCAACGGAAGAUGAGAACGAAGCUGUCACCCCUCAUUCCACUGGCAGUCCAUUUGCAAACCCUACCGACAAAACUGACAAAAAGAUGGCUGGUGAUAAUGACAGCGUCAGACCGAUCGAGACUUCGGUGGUACUUUGAGAUCCGAGAUGAUAAAGGAUCGUCCAUCAGUUUAUGUACAUGGUAAAUAUUCAAGAUUCUUUUCAUUCAUUCAUGCGUUCGUUAGUUCUUUUCCUUCACCGCCUAGCAUGUCGACGUCCAACGCAGCUGUCUAUAUUUUAUUAAUCGUUAAAAAACGGAAUGCAUGUACAUGUCAAAGGAC
Messenger RNA from Cryptococcus deneoformans JEC21, 1587 nucleotides. RefSeq names its product expressed protein. NCBI's taxonomy places the organism in Eukaryota, Fungi, Basidiomycota, Tremellomycetes, Tremellales, Cryptococcaceae. The coding region runs from base 54 to 1406 and encodes 450 amino acids. The transcript is spliced from 4 exons. The record is from RefSeq and is a predicted model, not a curated record.